AUGCGCCAUACUAAGAAGCUGCAGAACGUCCAAUACAACUCGGCCCUGCGCCAGAGCAAGGCCAUCCGCAACAACCUCGAGAAACUUUCGUCCUCGGCUGCGCAACCAGCUGCCUUGACCCCCGCCGAAAUUGGCAACGUGUCCGCAUCCCUCGCCUCCUUCUCCAAGACGGUCGACGAAUACAACCAACUGGCCCGCCAGGAGCUCGUACCCAAGAAACAAGAAGAGGCAUACGAGCGUGUGAAACGGUUCCGCGAUGACCUCUCCGACUUCCGCUCCCAGGUCGACUCCCUCAAGAAGGCGCGCGAAGAAGCCGCCCACAGCAACGACCGAGGCGAGCUGCUAGGCCGUCGAGCCUAUGUUACCGCCACGCCCGAGAACCCCUACGCCAACGUCAACAAGUCAUCGCAGUUCCACAGCCGGGGAGCUUCGACGGGCCAAGCCGGAAGCGGAUUGAGCAUGGGUGGAAGUGACGUUACGAGGGAGCAGCACGCCCUACGAGAGCAGAACUUCUUCGCCAGCACGAACUCGGCCUUGGAUGAGUACAUUGCGCGAGGGCAAGCGGUGCUGGGCGACCUGGGAACGCAGCGUGAGAUGCUCAAGAACACGCAAAAGAGGCUCUACUCCGUCGGCAAUACGCUGGGCAUCUCUGGCGACACCAUCCGCAUGAUUGAGCGCCGCGCCAAGGAGGACAAGUGGAUCUUCUGGGCCGGCGUCAUCAUUUUCUUCCUCUUCUGCUGGGCUUGCAUACACUUUUUACGGUAA
Colletotrichum orchidophilum is the source of this 765-nucleotide messenger RNA. Its product is annotated as vesicle transport V-SNARE protein. The record is from RefSeq and is a predicted model, not a curated record. Gene Ontology annotation, biological process: vesicle fusion; endoplasmic reticulum to Golgi vesicle-mediated transport. Bases 1 to 765 code for a protein of 254 amino acids. The transcript has a single exon. Gene Ontology annotation, cellular component: late endosome membrane; Golgi apparatus; ER to Golgi transport vesicle membrane. NCBI's taxonomy places the organism in Eukaryota, Fungi, Ascomycota, Sordariomycetes, Glomerellales, Glomerellaceae. Gene Ontology annotation, molecular function: SNARE binding; SNAP receptor activity.